GCAGUAUGUGGAUGACGUAAAAAUGUCGCGCCGUUGGUGAUUCCGGAAGAAAUAGGAGUGUGGCGUGAGCAUGGGGAAGCAAAAGAAAACAAGGAAGUAUGCGACCAUGAAGCGAAUGCUUAGUCUCAGAGAUCAGAGGCUUAAAGAAAAGGACAGAUUAAAACCUAAAAAGAAAGAAAAGAAGGAUCCCAGCACACUGAAGGAAAGAGAAGUCCCCCAACACCCUUCCUGCUUAUUCUUCCAAUAUAAUACCCAGCUGGGCCCACCGUACCACAUCUUGGUUGAUACCAACUUUAUCAACUUUUCUAUUAAAGCCAAACUGGACUUAGUACAGUCAAUGAUGGACUGUCUGUAUGCCAAGUGUAUUCCUUGUAUAACUGACUGUGUAAUGGCUGAAAUUGAGAAAUUGGGGCAGAAGUAUCGAGUGGCUCUCAGAAUUGCCAAGGAUCCAAGAUUUGAACGAUUACCAUGCACACAUAAAGGAACCUAUGCAGAUGACUGCUUAGUACAGAGAGUAACUCAGCACAAAUGUUACAUUGUGGCCACAGUUGACCGAGACCUUAAACGAAGAAUCCGGAAAAUCCCUGGAGUUCCUAUCAUGUACAUUUCUAACCAUAGAUACAAUAUUGAACGGAUGCCUGAUGAUUAUGGAGCCCCUCGGUUCUAAUUCUUAUAAGACAGUGUUCCUCUGCAUUUCUUCAACCAACUUUCUCUGUUAGCAGUUUGUUAAACAUUCAGGGCAAUGAAUUAUUCUGUUCACCCAUUUGCUCUAUUAUGAGCUGAAUAUGGUUAAAUACACUCACUGUUGGAUGCUAUUUUGAAAAUGAUAUUUUGUCUCAUUUAAAAUUUUAAAAUGAUGGUCAAAGGGUACAAAAUCUUAGGCAGGA
Molecule: messenger RNA, 887 nt
Organism: Microcebus murinus (gray mouse lemur)
Lineage: Eukaryota; Metazoa; Chordata; Mammalia; Primates; Cheirogaleidae
Gene: FCF1
Product: FCF1 rRNA-processing protein
Cellular component (GO): small-subunit processome
Source: RefSeq, a predicted model, not a curated record